Messenger RNA from Mesorhabditis belari, 987 nucleotides. NCBI's taxonomy places the organism in Eukaryota, Metazoa, Nematoda, Chromadorea, Rhabditida, Rhabditidae. The record is from the annotation of a GenBank genome assembly.
AUGGUUAACGUCACCUUCAAAACGAUUACGAGCCAACAAUUCAACAUUGACGUCGAUGGAGAAACAGUGAUUGGCGAGCUAAAGAGGAACAUCGAGCAAAGUCAGGGUGCCAAUGAUUACCCGGCAGAUUCAAUGAAAUUAAUCUACAACGGAAAAGUGUUGGAUGAUGACUCUAAGUUUACGGAUGUCGGUUAUGACGAUAAAAAAUUUGUUGUCGUCAUGGUUAUGAAAAAGAAAGCGGCGCCUGCUGCACCUGCUCCAGCUACAACGACCUCACAACCAGUUGAAUCAACAUCUGGAGACAAAGCCGAAGCGAAGCCUGCUGCCAAAAACACAACAGAGCCUGCUCCAGCUCCUCCAGCCGAGCAAAACUAUUCUGCAGAACAACAGGCUUCGAUCGAAGCGGUAAUGAAUAUGGGAUAUGGACGUGAGCAAGUGAUUGCUGCUCUUCAAGCUGCUUACUGGAACGCUGACCGAGCCGUUGAAUAUCUCAUCACUGGGCUUCCAAACGAUAUGCUCGUGAAUGCAGCAAACGUCGACGCAUUACUUGAAGAAGGCGGAGAAGAAGAAGGCGAAGCAGAUUCGUUGGAAUAUUUGGCACAACUUCCACAAUUCAAUGAAUUGCGCCAAAUGAUCAGACAGAACCCUGCUAUGCUUCCAAACUUAAUGCAACAGUUUGCUUCGAUAAAUCCCGAGCUUGCUUCGGUGAUUCAGCAAAAUCCCGAGGCUUUUCUCCAGCUAUUGAAUGACGCACCAGCUGCCGCGCAGGGUGCCGGUGGUAGAGCUGGAGGUCAAGCUGCUGGUGUUCCACCAGGUUCCGCCGUGAUUACAAUGACGCAAGAGGAAGUUGCUGCUGUUCAACGCCUCAAAAACAUGGGAUUCCCGGAGCAACUCUGCAUUGAAGCCUACAUCGCUUGCGAUAAGAAUGAGGAGCAAGCUGUCAACUACAUUUUGGGACGAAUGGAGGAGGAUUUCGGCGACGGACAA